AUGCCUUCUCUCCUCCUCCUCAUCGCCUCCAUCCUCCUCCACUCCGCCGCCGCCACCACCGUAGGCGUCACUUACAACCCCUCCCUCCCCAACCUCCCCCCGCCGGAGCGCGUGGUCUCCACGCUCCAAUCCCUCUGCAUCUCCGCCGUCCGCCUCCUCGAUCCGUCGCCUGCCGCCGUCCGCGCCUUCGCCUACACCAACAUCACACUCCUCCUCACCGCCCCCAACCACCUCAUCCCCUCCUUCGCCGCCAACCGCUCCGCCGCGGCUCUCUGGCUCCACUCGCACGUCCUCCCCUACUACCCUCGCACACACAUCUCCACGAUCUCCGCCGGCGCCGACGUCAUCACCACCACCUCCCCCGCCGUCGAUCCAACCGUCGAUCCCUCCGCCGUCCUCCUCCCUGCCAUCCGCAACCUCCGCCUCGCCCUAUUUGACCUCGGCAUCCGCACAAUCUCCGUCUCCACCACCUUCUCCUUCAUCGACAUCAUGACGACGUCGUUUCCCCCCUCCGCAGCCGAAUUCCAGGAACCGAUCGGAUCGCUCGUCGUUCGCCCCUUGCUCGAGUUCCUCGACGAAACCAACUCAUCCUUCCUCAUCAACCUCUACCCUUACAACAUCUUCAGCAUCAACUCCGAAAUUCCGCUCGGAUUCGUUCUAUUUCAGGAGAAUCCGUUCAAUUUCCGCGAUGACGUGGUCACCGGAGUGAGAUACCGGAACUUGUUCGACAUGAUGGUCGACGCAAUCAUCGCGGCCAUGGCGGUGUCAGGGCAGGAGAAUGUGCCGGUAAUCGUGACGGAGACUGGCUGGCCGAGCGAAUCUGAGGCGCAGGAAGGAAACUACGCGGAGAUGUACUUAGGAGGUCUGCUGAGGCAUCUGCGAUCUGGAUUGGGAACGCCUCUGAGGAAGGAAGGGGCGGCGGAGGCGUAUGUGUAUGAGCUAUUUGAUGAGAAGAGUACCUUCAACAAUACGAAUGGUACAACCAGUGAUGCAGCGAUGGGCGGCCGCACCCUGGGAGUGGGAGGGAAACAAUGGGGGAUCAUGUACCCUAACAUGACCAUGAAGUACAGGAUCCAUUUCUCCGAUUCGUCACGGAAUCUUGGCCCUAGCUUGGUUCGCCUGAUUUUUCUGGUUUGCAUUCUGCUCAUUUUACUCAAUUGGAAAAUAGCUCUUGAGAUUUUCGAUAUCCUAUUCAAAAAUUGAGAUGAUUCC
Molecule: messenger RNA, 1212 nt
Organism: Salvia hispanica
Lineage: Eukaryota; Viridiplantae; Streptophyta; Magnoliopsida; Lamiales; Lamiaceae
Product: Glycosyl hydrolase superfamily protein
Biological process (GO): carbohydrate metabolic process
Molecular function (GO): hydrolase activity, hydrolyzing O-glycosyl compounds
Source: RefSeq, a predicted model, not a curated record